Molecule: messenger RNA, 3165 nt
Organism: Armigeres subalbatus
Lineage: Eukaryota; Metazoa; Arthropoda; Insecta; Diptera; Culicidae
Product: stromal membrane-associated protein 2
Exons: 3
Coding region: 469-1881 (470 amino acids)
Cellular component (GO): cytoplasm
Molecular function (GO): GTPase activator activity; metal ion binding
Source: RefSeq, a predicted model, not a curated record
CGGGGUGAAAGUUCCCACACGCACCUUUUCACACAAGAAAGAAGAAGCAGCAGCAAGCUGAUGGAAGAAAAUAAUAAAAUUCUUAAUCGCAUUUUUCCACGAUAAUUUUCAUUCAUUCUAUCCGUUGUUUCGAGUUGUUCGGUCGGUUUUGUCGGUGGUGUGGGGGUGCAGUGUAAAAUCAGGCGAAAAUAUCAAGAAAGUCCGAGUUAGUGAGAAAAAGUAGUCCGUGUUUUGGGGAAGGAUUUUUUGCUCCGUCGAAAAAGGGGCAGAUCCCGAAUGAGGAUUGUUCCUGCUGCUUCGCUGGUCGACUCGGAAGCAACUACGAGACGAAGAUUCGGUUGCUGAAGCGAACAAACAACGGAACGGAACCUUGCUAGGAAUCGAGGGAGAUUCAAUCAGAUACCGCCACACUUGAAGACAGCUGAUUUUUGCAACUGAUAAGAGCAGGCUAAUCAUCAGUCCGCCGCAAUGAGCCGGAAAAAUGAAACGGAACGGCAGAAGCAGAUCCAGGAGAAAUGCCAACUGCUGCUAACAAAGAUGCUGCGCGAUGACGAUAACAAGUACUGUGUGGAUUGUGACGCCAAAGGUCCCCGCUGGGCCUCGUGGAAUCUGGGCGUGUUCCUGUGCAUUAGAUGUGCCGGCAUUCAUCGCAAUCUGGGGGUGCACAUCUCCCGAGUCAAGUCGGUGAACCUAGACAGCUGGACCCCGGAACAAGUGGUGUCUCUGGAGCAAAUGGGUAACUCGCGAGCUAGAGCCGUAUAUGAGGCACUGCUACCGGAUGGAUUCCGACGGCCACAAACUGAUUCUGCGUUGGAGAGUUUCAUUCGCGCCAAGUAUGAACAUAAAAAAUAUUUGGCACGGGAGUGGGUUCCACCACCGGCACCGAAAGUUGAUUGGGAUAAAGAGAUUGAUGAGGAGAUCGAGCGUCAGAAGCGUAAAAAGAAAGCAACCACUAGUGGAGGAACAAUAUCGCUGGGCACGUCUGCGUCGUUGGGUAGUUCGUCGGAUAAGAAGAGUUCCAGCAGUUCCAGUUCGGUGUCUGCUGCUGUUCCACUACCAAAGCUCAAAGCUCCGGCCAGUAGUACAAAGGCUUCGAGCAGGAAUUCGACUGAAGCGACGACAAAUGCUGCUGUUGCUGCAAAUAGUAGUCAGGGAACAUCAGAUUUGCUUGGACUGUCACUAGGGGUAGAGGUGACGCCCAAGAAGGCAAAUGGAGAAAGUACGUUGGACAUCUUGUCCAGUGGGGGGUCCGAUAGGCCAAGUGAUAAAGCCGCUGGCGGCGACGAUUUCUCGAACUUGGCGAAAGAAGAGGCUGACUUUUUCAAUCAAGCUCCCAGUAAAGGAAUCGAUGCUCAGGGAAAGCUAACGAAGGACAAAAUCAUGGCUUUAUACGGAUCUGCUCCCACAACGAUGGUGAACAAUAAUUUUGGCGGAGCGUUUGGCAACUUCAACAGUUUCCAACAUAAUGCGUAUCCACCUGCACCACACGUGCCAGUGAAUCCAUAUCAGAUGAACAACGGUCAACUGGCUGCAGCGACGAGUGGGUUCGGUGCUUUCCAGGCAUUCCCGGCAACCAAUGGUCAGUUUAUGGUUCCGGCGGCGGCAGCAGCGGCUCCAGGUGCUCAAGCUGCCAAUCUUAUGUACAACAAUGGACCAUUCCAAGCAGCAGCGACUGCUCAAUCCCAGUCGGCGUUCGGUGCAAUCCAGUUCCCAAAUCCCCUGCAGCAAAGUCAACAGCAAGUGCCAGUCACAGGGGGCUUUGUCGGCAUGAGCGGUGCCGUUCCAGCCUUUGCAAACUUCCCCCCACAGACUGCGCAGACACAACCCGACAAGCUAAGCAAUCAGUUUGGUACCAUGAACCUACGGGACGUGUGGCAAUAAUUUACUUUAAAUUAAGUUCCGAAUUACUUAUGUACAUCUGAAACCACCCGCAGACUUCACAUGGGGAAAAUGUAACGUGCUAGUGACUGAUAACUGACGACAAAUGGUAAACCACUUACUUAGACGAAGGGGUAAGCAACCUGUGAAGACAAGAGAACGAAGUAUAUUUACUUAUAUAUUUUAAUACUUAAAAGCACUGACGCAAGAAGAGGAAACUAAAGCGCGGAACAGCUUCUAGAUAACUGAUGUAGUUUGUACACAUCUCUGGGUAUUCGAAAAUUAUUAACAAAUUUAUUAUAUUUGCAUGUUUACUAUGAAAGUAUUACUUUUUGCCGAAUGUCGUUUUCACGGAUACCUCGUACUGUAGAGAAUAAUGUGUCAGUGCCCAGGAAACGUCAUUUGAGAGAAAGUUGCUUAAUCGUUUUCAAUAUUUGCCGUUAGAUUGGUAUAUUGCAGUAGAUAUAUCCAUUGUUUGCAGAAUUCUCAUACAAUCGUAUUCACUCUUAUUUUCUUAGCACCAGAAAAUUCAAUUUGAAACAAUACAAUACGUGUUCUGUAGUAACUCAUCUAUAAUUGUAACAAUUUGGAUUGAUUUUGGUGGAGAAAAAAGAGAAUUUGAAAGCUAUCGAACCAUUAUAUCACAAAUCAUAACUAGAUACAUAUAUUAAACGUGUAAAGUGAAGUCGAAGGAGUAGAUUACAGGAAACAGAUGUAACUAAUACCUAAUAAGAGUAAUAUCAAAAAAAUGAAACACACACACAUACAAACUUAACUACACCAGCGGAAUGGGAUUUCAAGGUGCCCAUCAGAGCCUUCACAGGAUAUCAGAAAAAAUAUAUAAAUAAAAUUUAGUGUGGGUUUCGGAGCUUAACCCGUCAUGUGGCUUUUACGUUUGGCUUGAUUGAUUUCCCUUUAUCACUCACAUUCACGCCGGUACAUAGGGCAAAAAGCAUAAUUUAAAUUAAAGGAAAGAAAAGUAAGUGUUACUACGGCGCUGCAAACAUGGAUAAAAUAAGAGAAUGUUAUCGUGUCGAAAAAUAAUCAGUAUAAGAGAAUUUAGAUAAAAGAUUCAAAUAAUUAUUAGUACAGUCUAGUACGAAAUAUUAAGCAAAGAACAACGGAAGCAGAGAACAGUAAUUUGUAAUAAUUCUGAGUAAAUGUAGUUUGCAUAUGAAAACAAUACAACUAAAUAAAAAAAACUAGUAUUGACAUGAAAAAUGGAUAUAAGAAUAUGGUGAAUAAAUAGGAAAAUUGAAUACUGAUAAAUAUUGAUAUCCAAAAGAA